UUCUUACUUCUACUUCUAACAACGAAAAAAAUAAAAAAGUAACCAACAACUCUCUCUCUCAGCUUCAGCUCUGAUCUUUUCAGACUUUCUUUCCUUUAUUUGACUUUUUUUUUUUUUUUUUAAAUUUCUUGCUCCUCUCUCGCGCGGCAUUUUCCAUCCAAAAACUCACAUUAGCAACUAAGCCUCAAUACAUCGCAUCUGAAUCUCGAUUUUUAUUUUUCCUUCUUCCUUCAUUUGGAGAGGAAAUCUUCGAGCUCACAUUUUCUGGUUUUUUGGCCGUGAUGGGAAGGGAUCCUCCAUCGGACAUUGAAAGUAAGGUACACUCACAGCCAAGGCGGGUUGAUAACGUGAUCCAUCCCGUUGGGCCGGAGGCGUCCUCGAUGCCUGCGUACUUUUUCAGAGAGUUUCGGCCUUUUAAGAAAUGGUUCCCUUGGUUGAUACCGUCGUUUGUUGUUGCAAAUGUUGUUCUGUUUGUGAUCACCAUGUACAUCAACAAUUGCCCCGAGAACUCUGUUUCUUGCGUAGCUCCUUCUCUCGGGAGGUUCUCGUUUCAGCCCUUCAAGGAGAAUCCACUCCUGGGUCCUUCCUCAUCCACGUUACAGAAGAUGGGGGCUCUAGAUGUGGAUAAAGUGGUCCAUAAACACCAGGCAUGGCGCCUUAUUUCUUGCAUUUGGCUACAUGCCGGGGUUUUCCAUAUUCUUGCUAAUAUGUUGAGCCUCUUGUUUAUUGGAAUUCGGCUUGAGCAGGAAUUUGGUUUUGUGCGAAUUGGUUUGCUGUAUGUGAUCUCUGGACUUGGUGGGAGUUUGUUGUCAGCUCUAUUUAUCCAAUCCAAUAUCUCCGUCGGUGCUUCUGGUGCACUCUUUGGAUUACUAGGAGGCAUGCUUUCAGAACUCAUCACGAAUUGGACAAUAUAUUCAAAUAAGUUUGCAGCAUUAUUGACCCUCAUCUUCAUCAUUGUAGUUAAUUUAGCAGUGGGAAUCCUCCCACAUGUUGACAACUUUGCCCAUAUUGGAGGAUUUGUUUCAGGUUUUCUUCUUGGAUUUGUGUUCCUGAUUCGACCUCAGUUUGGAUGGAUUAACCAAAGAAGCAGUUCACAAUAUACAUCUUCCAUGAAACCUAAGCACAAGAUUUAUCAAUAUGUAUUAUGGAUCCUUGCUCUGAUUCUUCUAGUUGCUGGGUUUACCGCUGGCUUGGUUAUGCUUUUCCGAGGGGUUAAUGCAAACGACCAUUGUUCCUGGUGCCAUUAUUUGAGCUGCAUUCCUACUUCAAGAUGGAGCUGCAAGUCAGAGCAAAUGUACUGCCUGGAGAGCCAAAAUGGAGGCCAGUUCAACUUAACAUGCCCAAGCAAUGGGAAAAGCAGAAUUUAUGCACUAUCAAAUCCAUCUGAGUCUCAGAUCAGAACGCUAUGUACUCAACUUUGUACGUGAGAUAUACAUUGGUACAGUUAGAUUGGUUUGAAAGGCCUAGGGUUCGUUCUGUUAUACGCGUGCAUGUAAAUCAUUCAGCUUUUAGGCAUAGGUGAUUCGUAUGUGCGUAUGUUUGGAAUAUUUCUGUUUUAUCCAUUCAGUGAAUAAAUGUCUCUUCUUUUUUAGC
This is a messenger RNA of Nelumbo nucifera (sacred lotus), 1593 nucleotides long. RefSeq names its product RHOMBOID-like protein 1. Gene Ontology annotation, cellular component: membrane. Gene Ontology annotation, biological process: proteolysis. NCBI's taxonomy places the organism in Eukaryota, Viridiplantae, Streptophyta, Magnoliopsida, Proteales, Nelumbonaceae. The record is from RefSeq and is a predicted model, not a curated record. Gene Ontology annotation, molecular function: serine-type endopeptidase activity.